UUUCUCUCUCUUUUUCGCUCUCCCGCGAAAUUACCAACGAAAGUUAAGGAAAAAAAAGGAAACAAAAAAAAAAAAAAGAAGAGAGCGCGAGAGGGAGCGAGGCGGGAGCAAGCGAUGUGCCAAAACCCUAACCCUAGCUCCUCCCCGACACCUAAUUCUAACCCCAGCGCAAACCCUAGCCCUAACCCUAACCCUAACCCUAGCGAGCGCGGGGAACCGAAGAAGCCGGCGGAGGUGCAUGACGGGGAGGUGCGGCGCCUCGCCCGCGCGUCGUCCCGCGCCCGCUCCGCCUUCGCCGUCGCCGCCGUGGUGGAGCCCCUCGUCGCCAUGCUUCCCUCCCCCGACCCCGCCGCCCGCGAGGCCGCCCUCCUCGCCCUCCUCAACCUCGCCGUUCGCAACCAAAGAAACAAAGAUACUAUUGUGAGGAUCGGUGCUCUUCCCCAUCUAGUAAAUCUCCUAGGAUCUGAAAACAACAGCCUAAGAGAGCUAGUCACUGCAGCAGUGCUCACACUCUCCGCUUCACCAUCAAACAAACCAGCAAUCGCCACUUCCGGGGCAAUUCCCCUUCUUGCAAAUAUCCUAAGGUCAGGUACCAUCCAAGGAAAAGUCGAUGCCGUCACAACCCUAUAUAACCUCUCCGAUUGCGAAGACAUCUCUGUUACUCUCCCUAUCGAAGCAGUCAAGCCUCUCCUCACCCUUCUCAAAGACUGCAAGAAAUACUCCAAAUUUGCAGAAAAGGCCACUGCCCUUCUGGAAAUACUUUCCAAAUCUGAGGGGGAAACUGAACUAUUUACUGAAUUUGAUGAAGGCAUUCUAACCCUAGUGGAGACCGUCGAAGAUGGUUCUCUGCUUAGUGCAGAGUAUGCGGUCGGCGUGUUGCUUUCUCUGUGUAGGAAUUGUGGGGAGAAAUAUAGGGAACUUAUACUUAAUGAAGGGCCGAUUCCGGGGCUUCUGUUGUUGAGCAUAGAGGGGACAGAGAAGGCGAGGGAGAGGGCCCACGAUCUUCUGGAUUUGCUGAGGGACCCGCCGAGGAAAAGGACCUCAGAGGAGCUAAGGAAUAUAGUUUGUCAUAUAGCUUCGCGGGUUGAUCCUGGCCCGACUAAAGCUGCAGCCACGUCGAAAAGAUUGUUGCAAGAUAUGAUUAAGAGAAAUAUGGAGCUUACCGUUGCAAGGCUCCAGCGUGGAGCUUUUUUGCGCUCCCCUUAGUGUUGAUAUGAAGGGCCUUGCGUCGCUUACUAAUUAGUUAUUGCCGGAUUUGCGCUUUAUGAAGAAUAGGAGUUUGUAAAAGGUUAGUGAAAUGUAAAGGCCUUUUCGGUUUUUUGAAUUAUAAGUUGUUGUAUCAUUUGUAUCAUGGUGGUGUUUUCUUUUCUUUUCUUUUCUUUUCUUUUUUUUCGAUCUUUCGUAUAUUAAGUUGUUUUUGACAUACAUUGAUGUGCAUAUUUUUGUUCCAGAGGAUUAGGCAGUGGUUUUCUUAUCUCAUUGUAUCUUAUGGCUGAGCUACUUUGGGCCAAUUUGGAUGAAUGUACAUUUUGUUUUAGCACA
Ananas comosus (pineapple) is the source of this 1542-nucleotide messenger RNA. Its product is annotated as U-box domain-containing protein 3-like. Bases 115 to 1206 code for a protein of 363 amino acids. Gene Ontology annotation, cellular component: cytoplasm; nucleus. The record is from RefSeq and is a predicted model, not a curated record. Lineage: Eukaryota; Viridiplantae; Streptophyta; Magnoliopsida; Poales; Bromeliaceae. Gene Ontology annotation, molecular function: protein binding. The transcript has 2 exons.